CAAUUCGGCUCGCCUCAGACAUGUCGGAAAGCCAAGCGCCAUCUGUCUCAAAAUCUAGUUUGAACGAUUUGCGACAGUUUCGCAUAAAUAAAAAUGCAGCUGCCGCAGCUGCCAGCCUGGGCAGAACUGAGCGUGUGCCUGGCAAGAAGCGCAUCCAGGUGAUGGCCGACAGCGACAGCGACAGCGCAGACUGUCAAACGCCAAAAAAGCCUAAACUUGUGUUGACCGUCAAGGAAAAAGAGGAGCGUUAUAUGGCGGCCGCAAAAAUAAUGCCAAACUACGAUACGAUGGCAAUUCAAGACUCGCUGGCACGAUCUAAUUGGGACGUUGCAGCGGCAACACGUUAUCUGAAGGAAAACUGUAAGCCCAAAGCGCAAAAUGGACCCUUGGAUAAGGCGAAACUGAAGCCGAGCACGAAUGGAAGUGGAGCCAAGGCGCAUGGCAAGUCGAGUGGCAACUACUCGGACUACGACAACUCGGAUGAUGAUGUCAAGCAAUCCAAGGAUCAGGUGUACGACAGCGACGACAGUGACACCGAAAUGUCCACCAAAAUGACCGGACAGCGCAAGAAGGUGUUCCAAUUCAUGAACACGGCCAGCAUCAUUGAGCUGCAGUCGGUGAAGACGCUCUCGGAGAAGAAGGCAACAGUACUUAUUGAGAUACGACCAUUCAGCGACUGGGCGGAUUUGCGACAAAAACUGGAGGCCAACCGGCUAUCGGCGGAUCUACUUAACUACGCACAGGAUCUGAUCAACAAACAGAAUACGGUUGCAACCAUUCUAAGCAAGUGCAACGGUAUGGUGCAACGCCUGGAAACGGCCAUUGCCAAUGGUGCCGGCAUUGUGGAGCAGCCAAAGAUUCUAAGCAGCAAUUUGCAAUUGGCCGACUACCAGGUAAUAGGCCUUAAUUGGCUCACUGUGAUGCAUAAGCAGGAAAUGAAUGGCAUUUUGGCGGACGAGAUGGGUCUGGGUAAGACCAUACAGGUCAUUGCGUUUCUGGCCUAUCUUAAGGAAAACGGCCUCAGCAAGGGAGCACACUUAAUCGUGGUGCCUUCGUCAACGCUGGACAACUGGGAGGCGGAAAUCGCCAAAUGGUGCCCCAGUCUGGUAGUCGAAAAAUAUCACGGCUCGCAGGACGAGCGGCGAAGGAUGCGCGUACGCUUCGCCAAAGAUGGCUUUACCGGCUUUGAUGUUCUUCUCACCACCUACCAUAUAGUUGGAUCCACGCCCGAGGAGCGAAAGAUGUUCCGCGUUUGCAAGCUACAUUAUGUCAUCUUCGAUGAGGCCCACAUGCUGAAGAACAUGACGACUCAGCGCUACGUCAAUCUGAUCACAAUCAAUGCAGAAAUGCGCAUUCUGCUUACGGGCACGCCGCUGCAGAAUAAUCUGCUUGAGUUGAUCUCGUUGCUGUGCUUUGUGAUGCCCAAAUUUUUUGCCAAGAGCAUUGAGGACAUCAAAUCUUUGUUUGUCAAGAAGAACAAAACCGAUGGCGAUCAAGAGGAAGUGUCACAGUUCCAGGAGACACAAGUGCAACGCGCCAAACGCAUUAUGAAACCGUUUGUGCUCCGGCGUCUUAAAAAGGAUGUGCUGAACAAUUUACCCAAAAAGCACAGCUGUGUGGAAAAAGUUCCGAUGAGCGCCUCACAAAAGCAAUACUAUAAGGAGUUGGUGGAAUAUUAUUCAAACAACAAGGGCGAGAUCUGUGGCAGCAGCGAUCGUGCCGGUGUGGCAAUUAUGAUGGAAAUGCGACGCAUGGCCAAUCAUCCGCUGCUAAUGCGUCACUAUUUCUCAGACGAGCAGUUGCGGGGCUUUUCCAAGCGGCUGGCGCGCGUCAAUUCCUACAAGAAAACCAACGAGCAGUACAUAUUCGAGGAAUUGGCAAUUAUGUCCGAUUUUCAAGUCUAUCAACUGUGCAACAAAUAUGAACUGUACGAUGUCAAGAUUCCGGAUAGUUUGAUAUGUGAUUCGGGAAAAUUCCUCUAUCUGGAUACCCUAUUGCCAAAACUGAAGGAAGAAGGACAUCGUGUGCUGCUCUUCAGUCAGUUUACCAUGAUGCUGGACGUUGUGGAAGAAUAUUUAAGGAUACGGAAGCAUGGAUUCUGCCGAUUGGACGGUGCCACGGCUGUUAAAGAGCGACAGGAUCUGAUCACAGAUUUCAAUGUCGAUGACAAUAUAUUUGUAUUUCUGUUAUCCACUAAAGCCGGCGGCGUGGGCAUCAAUUUAACCGCAGCGGAUACCUGCAUAAUUCACGACAUUGAUUUUAAUCCCUACAAUGACAAACAGGCCGAGGAUCGCUGCCAUCGCAUGGGUCAGAGUCGUCCAGUCACCAUAUACCGUUUAAUAUCGGAGAGCACCAUUGAGGAGGGCAUUUUGAUGGCUGCCGAAGAGAAGCUAAAACUAGAAAAGGAUAUUACAUCCACCGAGAAGGGCGAGGUGCACGAACAGCGCUGCGUAGUCAAAUUGUUAACCAUGGCAUUGGGCCUGGACAAGGAUGAGGAGGAGCAAUUGAACAACUCAUUGAAUAACUCCCUGGCAGCAACUACAAAGUAGUCUGUUAAAACAGCCGCUAUAGCGACACACACUUUCCAUUUUCCAAGAACACUAUUUUUUGUAGCGUUUCAUUUACUUUUUUUUAAAUGUAUACUUAAAUUAUUGGCGGGCAAUUUGCUCAUAUCAUUUGCGUGUAUUUAUAAGAAUCAAUAUUGUAUUAAAUUAU
Messenger RNA from Drosophila novamexicana, 2715 nucleotides. RefSeq names its product SWI/SNF-related matrix-associated actin-dependent regulator of chromatin subfamily A containing DEAD/H box 1 homolog (gene Etl1). Bases 21 to 2549 code for a protein of 842 amino acids. Gene Ontology annotation, cellular component: nucleus. NCBI's taxonomy places the organism in Eukaryota, Metazoa, Arthropoda, Insecta, Diptera, Drosophilidae. The transcript is spliced from 8 exons. Gene Ontology annotation, molecular function: ATP-dependent chromatin remodeler activity; ATP binding; DNA binding. The record is from RefSeq and is a predicted model, not a curated record.